This is a messenger RNA of Macroventuria anomochaeta, 2164 nucleotides long. RefSeq lists its product as uncharacterized. Gene Ontology annotation, molecular function: RNA polymerase II cis-regulatory region sequence-specific DNA binding; protein dimerization activity; DNA-binding transcription factor activity, RNA polymerase II-specific. Bases 380 to 1690 code for a protein of 436 amino acids. NCBI's taxonomy places the organism in Eukaryota, Fungi, Ascomycota, Dothideomycetes, Pleosporales, Didymellaceae. Gene Ontology annotation, biological process: regulation of transcription by RNA polymerase II. The record is from RefSeq and is a predicted model, not a curated record. The transcript has 2 exons.
CUUCACUCUUCCCCACGGUUUCUCUCCGUACAGACUCCCGUCGAGCGCCGCAGGGCUGGCCAGUCGGCGAUGUGUGCUGGGGAUCGCGACUGCAUAAUAGGCACCGCUGUCCGCGCACUGUCGGUUCUCUACGUACCGCAUCCAGCACGCAGUCGCCCUUUCACCUGAACGUAAUCCCCACUGCACGUCAUUGCGCGCGUCGCAGCUCCCAACAACCGCUGGUAGGAACAUUCCGAGCCAGUCACCGCCUCCAGCGCUUGAACCUUGGAGGCUCCACUUCCCACGACGACCUCUGCAAGCCGCCAAACUGGAGCUCCUUUCGCAACCACCGUUUGCAGGGUUCGAGGGCGCGCCGCCUAGAGGCCUCCCUCGUCCAGCCAUGAGCGACAAAGAUCCGCCGCCGUUCGGCUAUACAUUUAGCAGCGACUUCUUCAAUGGCUCCUCCACACCGCUGGACAACAAUGGACAGUCGCUGCUCAGUGACAUGGAAGGCCAGUCCCUCGCCGACUUCUUUUCCAACACCGACCCCUUCAACCUCUCCGACUCUCAGCCGUUCGGCUCGACCACAGAUACCAAGCUCGCAGGCAAUGACUUCAGCGACUGGAACUUCAUGGCCCCAGCGACUGUACACCAAGUCUCAGCCACAGUCCCCGACCAAGCACAACUCCACCACGGGUUCUCCGGCGACCAUAUGUUCGCAACACAUGCACAGCAGUUCGACCACAUGGGCACCACGCACGACGACCUCCAGGCUGCAUCGACCCUUUUCAACAACUCACAACAACACCCAUACAUGACCAACCGGUCACAUAGCUUUCACGACAUCUCGUCUUCGAGCAACAAUACCCAUCCGCACCACCACAGUAUACCGAACCAUACACACGCUUCGAGACCGAUGGUGGCUACAUCGCAGGGGCUGCUCAAUGAACACCUCGCUGCACUCCUACCCAACCACGACGCAGCGGGCACACUCGACGCACAGCUUGCAGCACAGUGGGCUAGCAGCGAUGCACACCAAAGACACGAAGCCGGUUUUGGGCCAAUACUACAUCGCCCAAGCCUGAAGAGGACGUACACGUUCGGUACAGACGACUCCUUCAGCAACCCAGCAGGCUUCUCCGCACCCCACAACGAGACCGAGGAGCAAGUAACACGGCGCCUGAUGCGCGACAUGCGCCACUCUCAGACAUUCAUCCCAGACAUACCCAGCGCCCACGUCCCCGAAGCCGCCGCGCACACCCGCCGAACCCCAGCAGAAGAGGCAAGCGACGGUGAAUCAGAAGAAACAAGCUCCGCAGACGACGACCAACCUACAAAGAAGCGAAAGAAGAGCAUCCAAGUGAAAAAGGAAAGCAUACGCAAAACCGCGCCUGGCAGCCGAGUCGGCAAGCCCAAAAAACCUCCCGCCGAAGACAGCAAGAAGAAACGCGCCUCCGCCGCAGCACAGAAGCUGCAGCGCGAGAACCUUAGCGAGGAGCAGAAGCGCAGCAAUCACAUCCUCUCGGAGCAGAAACGGCGAAAUCUGAUUAAGCGCGGCUUCGAUGAUUUGCACGACCUUGUGCCGGAGAUACGGAAUGGAGGGUUGAGUAAGAGUAGCGUGCUCAUGGAGGCGGCGAAUUUCUUGGACAAGUUGAUUGCGGAUAAUAAGGAGUUGUUGAAGCUUAUGAAUGGCGCUGACGUGAGUGGGUAGCAGCCGCCACGUACGAGCCGACGAGCUCACAAUGGAGGAAAGAAGAAGCAUGUGGGUGGGUUCAGCAAAGAAACACGUAGCUGGGAUUGCGAGCAGACCUGGCCUCGAAGAAGACAACAUGUGGACCCAAGAACACACGGUGUCUCUGGCAAAUGUCUGCGAGUGGGUAAGCUGGCAGGCAAGGCGGCCGAAGGGUGGACGAAAGGGCAGGCAGAAGGACGGAAUAUGACAGAGUAACCAAGAUGGCGAAAUGAUACCCAUGGACGAGUCAAGGAGAGAAAAUGGUGGUGCAGCAUUUCGGUGUAAUUCAGCGAUAGAGGGAAGUUUCCUGAGGAUUCGAUACCCCAGAACGUGUACGAUCAAUAUAAUCAGUGCAAUAUCGUGGACAAUAUUGCCCAGAUGCAUUGCAAUCUCGACUCGAAGCGUGAUGCAUUGGAAAGAGAUGAAGGAGCCCUUGCUCUUCCGUGCAACUCC